This is a messenger RNA of Aspergillus fijiensis CBS 313.89, 530 nucleotides long. Its product is annotated as chitin binding peritrophin-A domain-containing protein. Gene Ontology annotation, cellular component: extracellular region. Bases 1 to 351 code for a protein of 116 amino acids. NCBI's taxonomy places the organism in Eukaryota, Fungi, Ascomycota, Eurotiomycetes, Eurotiales, Aspergillaceae. Gene Ontology annotation, molecular function: chitin binding. The transcript is spliced from 2 exons. The record is from RefSeq and is a predicted model, not a curated record.
AUGAACAUAAAUAUCGAUAGAUUCCGUCGGCCCAUGCGCUGGGGCGCUGCUCACUCGAGCCAAAUUCUCCUACCUUCUCCAGUACUCCCCCUCACAAUGCGCCUCCUUCACCAAGCCCUAACGGUGUUCCUCGCCGCCGUCCUCCUCGAUACCGCCGCCGCCGCCGACUGUCGCCCUGGCGCCACCCGCCCCGACCGCUUCGACUGCCACGCCUACCACCGAUGUGACGCGGGAGAGUUUGUACGGCUGCACUGCGCCCCGGGCCAGGCCUACAGCGUGUACACCGGCACCUGCGAGCCGGAGUGGCGGUCGCCGGGGUGUCAUCAGGGGGUGACCCAGGAGAUUCACUGAGUGUGACUUAUCUUUGUGUUCAGGGGAUAGUAUGAUGUAUGAGUGGAGUUCCACGCCCUUCGAACUGUGAUGGUCCCCAUUCUUUCUUUAAACUUCAAUGUGUGGUCACACGUGCGCGCUUCUCAAUGGAAAUAAUCUACGGCCAUGGCGACGAGCCCCAUUAAACUGCAAAACAAAUG